AUGGCGCGUUCAAAGUUGAUUUCCAGGAGCAAUUUCCUGGAAAAACGCUGUCCAAAGCUGCGAUUGUUUUACAGAUUUACAGUAACAGUAAACUACUGUAUCACUCGUUUUGACUGUGUUCUUCCUGUUGAUUCAUGUCGAUUUACGGCGGGUCUUGAAGCGGAGGCCUCUGGAAAACAAUGCCAGCUUUGGACACUCAACUCGACCACUCAUCUGAUUGACGAUGUUAAUGAGCAGAGCAAGUAUGUCGCUUCAAAGAUAGCACAAAUAUCUGGAGAAUCGGGACCCGAACAGUACGAAGGUCUUUAUUCCAUCCAGACCAUGCUCUGCGAAGGAUCCUUCACUCUCUGGGAACAAAACUUUGCCAAACUUCUUAUUGCCGUUUUCCAUGUGCUGUCAAAGAGCGAUUCAGAUGCAAAUAAGAAAGUAGCCCUGCGUGUUUUGACGAAAAUGUGUACUUCACAAGCAUCUCGUCUGUUUGACUCUACUGAAAUGGCGAUUUGUAAAGUUCUCGACGCUGCUGUAAACUCAGCAGAAGGAACUAUGAAUGUGACAGCUGAUGAUUGUCUCAAAACUCUCGCUACACAUCUUCCCCUGGCAAAAGUCGUGAAUAUCUGCAAGGAGAAAAUUCAAGAAGCGAAAGCUAGCUUGGUGCUGAAAAUGAUGACACGGCUGUUCGAAGGUCUGCAGGCAGAUGAGCUGAGUCCAAUCAUCGAAGAUUUGGCGCCUUGCGCUAUUCAGGCGUACGACUCUCCAUCAUCCGUUGUCCGCAAAACAGCAGUUUAUUGCUUGGUGGCUAUGGUUAACAAACUGGGAAUGCAGACCAUGAAUUCACAUCUACAACGUCUGUCUGCUGGAAAAAUGAAUCUCGUUCAAGUCUAUGUCAAUCGAGCCAUGUCUUCCAGUACUCACUCCCAUGUUUAA
Caenorhabditis briggsae is the source of this 924-nucleotide messenger RNA. The record is from RefSeq and is a predicted model, not a curated record. The coding region runs from base 1 to 924 and encodes 307 amino acids. Lineage: Eukaryota; Metazoa; Nematoda; Chromadorea; Rhabditida; Rhabditidae. Gene Ontology annotation, cellular component: mitotic spindle; cytoplasmic microtubule; microtubule organizing center. Gene Ontology annotation, molecular function: microtubule binding. Gene Ontology annotation, biological process: mitotic spindle assembly. The transcript has 4 exons.